ACAAUUCUUUUAAUUUACAAGAAUGAGAGACCAUGACGAGAUCAUUCAUUCCCCUGCUCUAUAAAUAUAAUUAUCAGCACCCAAAGGGUUUCUCCAUGUAUAGCAUCUCCUUCAAUCCCCUCGAUCUCGAAGUGAUCAAGUUGUGCAAGGUGGAGAAGCAGGGCACAUGCAACCCUUGCACCAUCACCAUCUCUAUCGAUCGAUCAAUCGAUUUUAGUUAACCUUCUCCGACGACUUUUCUUUCACCUUUUAAGCAAAGAACAGCACUGUGCUUGCUGGUUCAAGUCAGGCAUGCGCCAUGCUUCUCCACCAUGCACGACCAAUCUUGUUCUUCUCAUCAAAACUGUAAUGCUCACUAUCUAUCAGUAUCUGAAUGUAUAUCACGGUUAGUCUCAUCUUUAUGUAUAUCACUGCAAUAUAGUUGAUUAAAUCUUUUUAUAUUUUGAUGUUUCAUUGAUUUUUGUGGAUUUGCAUGCCACUUGUUUCAUUAUUUUAUAUUGCUUGUAGUGGUGUUUAACAUGGUGAGGAUGAGGACAAUGAUAUACCUAACAUUUGCUUAUAUAUAAAUAUCUGAUAAUCAAGAAAAAGCAAUCACCUAAACCACUUUGUUUGCUUCUUUGCACAGACAUCCUUUAUUAAUUAUUAUCGUUAUCAUCAUUAUUAUUGAAUUUUAUCUCAACUUUGGGCAUUAAUCGUCCAUAGUUAUCCUAGUUAACUAUGUAGAUUGAAAGUUUUGAGCUCUUCCAAAAGCAGUUUAAGUAUUGCAAAGUGAUAGAGAGUCAUAUAUUUGACUUUAGUUGAAAAAAUUAUUUUGUGAAUUAGUUUGUAAUUUGCUUUGUUAUAAUUUCUUUAAUUAAUCGCGCUUGUGUUGUUUGAUUCUAGUUUGUGGAUCUUUCUGUCAAGGCCCAUGGCUAGUUGGGCUGUAGUCCGUUGGGCUUGUUAGCAGUUGCUAAUGGGCCAUUAGAGCACGUUUUUUAAACUUGUAACGGAGCCGUUACAUGGCACAUUGUGCAAUCUUAACACCGUUAGAGAAUUAGACGGGGCCGAUAAACUUAAACCCUAAUUCUUCCAUCGACUGGAGUGCCCGUGUAAAAUAGUUGGUCGUUGCAGUUUCCAGUUAGCAGCAAUCACUUCGUCUUUCUUCGAUCGAAGGAUCUUGUGAGCUUAUCUGGAUUAUCGAUCAAACCUUCCUUAUCGGGGCGUUGGAACGUCAAAGAAGAGUUUUUUUUUUCCUCCCCUCCUUGAGAAGCAUGAUGAAUUCUCUACAGACGCUGCACAUGUCUCACGAUUGUUCGUCAAUCGAUCCGCUUUACGGGUUUAAGUUAGACAAAAGAAGGAGAUUCACAUUCCGAGCUGAAGUUCCAAAAAUUUCCUCAUGUCUUGUUUCGGACAAACAACAGAAAGCGAAGGCGGGAUCUGCAAAGCCAUUGUCGAGAGCGAGCGAGAAAGUGAUAGAGAUAGAGAGGAAUGUGUUUGUUGGGACAUAUGCUCGAGCUCCGGUGGUGUUGAAGAGUGGAAAGGGAUGCAAAGUUUAUGAUGUUGAUGGGAAGGAGUACUUGGACAUGACGGCUGGUAUUGCAGUGAACUCACUCGGGCAUAGUGACCCAGAUUGGAUCAACGCAGUGAUUGAGCAGGCUAAUACUCUUACACAUGUCAGCAAUGUAUACCAUUCAUUGCCUCAGGUAACUCUUGGAAAGCGCCUAGUAGAGUGUUCUUUUGCUGACCGCAUUUUUUUCACGAACUCUGGAACAGAAGCAAACGAAGCUGCUAUAAAAUUCUCUAGGAAGUUCCAGAGACAUUCACAUCCAGAGGAAAAUUUUCCUGCUACUGAGUUCAUUGCUUUCAGCAAUAGCUUCCAUGGAAGGACACUGGGUGCUCUGGCGCUGACAAGUAAAGAGCAAUACAGGCUACCCUUUGAACCUGUCAUGCCUGGGGUCACAUUCGUAGAAUAUGGGAAUAUUAAAGAGGCUCUAAAAGCCAUUCAAUCUGGCAAAACUGCAGCAGUCUUUGUGGAACCAAUUCAAGGUGAAGGUGGGAUAUUCAGUGCUACAAAGGACUUCCUACAACUACUUCGAACUGCAUGUGAUGAUUCUGGAGCUCUCUUGGUAUUUGAUGAGGUCCAAUGUGGGUUGGGCCGAACUGGUCAUCUCUGGGCCCAUGAAGCUUUCGACGUGACACCUGAUAUAAUGACCCUUGCGAAACCCCUCGCCGGAGGUCUGCCAAUUGGUGUUGUCCUCACCACUGAAAGGGUCGCAGCGGCCAUAAGCUCCGGAGACCAUGGGAGCACUUUUGCCGGCAGUCCACUCGUCUGUCAUGCUGCCCUUGCAGUAUUGGAUAAAAUCCAGAAUCCCGAUUUCUUGGCCAGUGUAAGCCGGAAAGGACUCUACCUUAAAGAAUUACUACUCAAGAAGCUGGGAGAGAACCCUCAUGUGAAAGAAGUACGUGGGUUUGGGCUUAUUGUCGGAAUUGAGCUGGAUGUCCAAGCUUCACCACUGGUUGAUGCUUGUCGAGACGCCGGCCUGUUGGUGCUGACUGCUGGAAAAGGGAAUGUGGUUAGGCUUGUCCCCCCAUUGAUCAUAUCGGAGCAGGAGUUGGAAUACGCUGUCGAAGUUCUAAGCGCAUGCUUGCCUUCUCUCGAUGGUAAUAGUAAUACUUCUAGUUAAAUCUAUAUAUAGAGACAAGUACCUGCCAAUAAGAGGGGUGGUGGGUGUUCUUCCCAUUUGGUUGGCAUUGUUUGUGUGGAAUAAUCUUAAUUUUAGAUAUUUUAGUUGAUGUCUAAAUUAAUGAUCAAUCAGUUCAAAUACAUUCUGUAUAUGAAUGAAUAAACCGUUGAGAAGAUUUGUGUUUUUUUUUUUUUUGAUAUUUUUAUUAUAAAAAAAUGCAUCUAACUUUCUUUUA
Molecule: messenger RNA, 2898 nt
Organism: Zingiber officinale
Lineage: Eukaryota; Viridiplantae; Streptophyta; Magnoliopsida; Zingiberales; Zingiberaceae
Product: acetylornithine aminotransferase, chloroplastic/mitochondrial-like
Exons: 4
Coding region: 1251-2663 (470 amino acids)
Biological process (GO): arginine metabolic process
Cellular component (GO): chloroplast stroma
Molecular function (GO): transaminase activity; identical protein binding; pyridoxal phosphate binding
Source: RefSeq, a predicted model, not a curated record